This is a messenger RNA of Trifolium pratense (red clover), 1700 nucleotides long. Its product is annotated as ribulose-1,5 bisphosphate carboxylase/oxygenase large subunit N-methyltransferase, chloroplastic. Bases 36 to 1391 code for a protein of 451 amino acids. Gene Ontology annotation, biological process: peptidyl-lysine monomethylation. The record is from RefSeq and is a predicted model, not a curated record. The transcript has 13 exons. Gene Ontology annotation, molecular function: protein-lysine N-methyltransferase activity; protein binding. NCBI's taxonomy places the organism in Eukaryota, Viridiplantae, Streptophyta, Magnoliopsida, Fabales, Fabaceae.
GCGGGGACACACGAUUCCACUCCGUCCGUUUCACUAUGAAUAUCCGAAGCAUAGCAAUGUCAUUCGGGGGAGGUCACCGCGUUGCAACCCUCCGUCGCUGGACGCUGCAUACAGUUUUCAACUUCUCCACUCUCCACAAUUUUUUGCCAUGGUUGGAGAACAAAGCUGCUUCCACCAUCUCUUCUUCCCUUUCCAUUGCUAAUUCUUCUUCAUACGGUAACUCCUUGUUUGCUUCCAACUCAAUUCAAACCGGUGAUUGCAUUUUACACGUUCCUUACUCUGUGCAAAUAACUCCGGAUAAUCUCCCUCCUCAAAUCAGAUCUUUGAUCACUGAAGAUGUUGGUAAUGUUGCAAAACUUGCCAUUGUUCUUCUAAUUCACAAGAAUUUGGGUCAGGACUCCGAAUGGUAUCCUUAUAUUAGCUGUCUUCCCCCGCAAGCGGAGAUGCAUAAUACGAUAUUUUGGAAUGAAAGUGAGUUGGAGAUGAUUCGUCAAAGUUCUGUUUAUGAGGAAACUAUUUACCAAAAGUCUCAAAUCGAAAAGGACUUUAUGGCAAUCAGGCCUGUUUUCAAAUCAUUUUGUCAAAGUUUUGGAGAUUUUACCUGCAAGGACUUCAUGCACGCAUGCGCACAAGUUGGCUCUAGAGCAUGGGGAAGCACAAAGGGUUUAUCUCUGAUUCCAUUUGCAGAUUUCUUAAAUCAUGAUGGGACUUCAGAAGCAAUUGUAAUGAGUGAUGACAACAAGCAAUGCUCAGAAGUUAUCGCUGACUGUGAUUAUGUUCCUGGUGAACAGGUACUUAUAAGAUAUGGAAAGUUUUCAAAUGCUACAUUGAUGCUGGACUUUGGUUUUACAAUUCCAUACAACAUUUAUGAUCAGGUUCAGAUUCAGUGUGAUAUACCUAAGCUAGAUCCUCUGCGUGACAUUAAAUUAGAACUCUUGCAGCAAUACUUUGUGCCUCCAACCAAAGUGGAGAAGGGCUUGAAGUAUUCUGUGAAUUCCUUCACAAUCAAGGAGGUGAAGUCUGCUGGAGGGAAAGGGAAGGGUGUGCCACAAUCACUUCGUGCACUUGCUCGUGUUCUUACUUGUACCACGCCUCAGGAGCUUAACUAUCUGGUCAUGGAGGCUGCGCAAACUGAUGGUAGGCUGGCUAGACGCUCUUUACAGGAUAUGAACAGAGAGAUACAAGCACACAAGAUAUUAUCCUCAUUAUUCAUCCAAUUAAUUGAGGAGCGCAAUGCAACUAUUACAUCAUUAGAUUCUUGCGAUUCUUCAUCCUUGGGCGAAAGACUUCCUAUUAGAAGACAAAUGGCUCAAGAUCUCCUACAUGGGGAGCUUCGCAUUCUGAAAUCCGCUUCUGCCUGGCUGGAGAACUACUGUUUUUCCUUGACUUGAUGAUCAUUAAAUCGCUACAGCUAGAGAGCUAAGAACAGAAUUAACACAAAUGUUAAUGGAAGAUGAAAUUGGGUCCCGCUGGGAGUUCAAUAAUACAGGUUUUCUAAUUCAUGCAUGAUGUUUCCCUCACUUGACAUUUCAAUCAGAGCUAUGUAACUGCCCUCGCAUAUUAUGAUGUAUUGGUAUAAAACCAUAAUCUACUUUCUCAACUGGAUUCCCCGCAGUCAUGGGGAAUCCACAUUCAGGGAAUCAACGACCUUAGUCUUUAUCGGCAUAUAAAAGAAAAUGGAGAUUUUAAUUCUUAUCAAA